Messenger RNA from Strongyloides ratti, 900 nucleotides. RefSeq names its product Peptidase S1 domain and Trypsin-like cysteine/serine peptidase domain-containing protein. Gene Ontology annotation, molecular function: serine-type endopeptidase activity. The record is from RefSeq and is a predicted model, not a curated record. The coding region runs from base 1 to 900 and encodes 299 amino acids. NCBI's taxonomy places the organism in Eukaryota, Metazoa, Nematoda, Chromadorea, Rhabditida, Strongyloididae. The transcript has a single exon. Gene Ontology annotation, biological process: proteolysis.
AUGGUAAUAUUUUUCCUUUUAAUUUUAACUAUCUUUGAAUUGUUUUUGAUAAAUGGUAUUCAUUAUGGAAAGAGUAUUUCAAGAAGCUUACAAGAUAGUACUGUUCUUUUAGUAAUAACAAAAAAAAAAGAUAAAGUAGGUUAUUGUGGUGGAAAUUUAUUAUCAAACAAUUUGAUUGCAACAGCAGCUCAUUGUGUUACUGGAAUAAAUAAUAAUAAACAAAUAAAUAUUAUGAAAGGUUUUAAAAGUUUGCCAUUUAUGGUAAAUAAACAAAUGAAUGAAGAAAAUGUUAAAAUUUUAUGGAUUGAAGUUCAUCCAUCUUAUCAAAAAUAUUCUACUUCUUCUAUUUUUGAUAUUGCUCUGAUAGGAAUUGAAAAAAUUGUUGAUUGUUGUUUAGAUAUUUUAGAAUCUCCAAGUAUAGCAAUUUUACCAUUUUAUUUAAAUGAUGGGAAUAAUAUUAUUGAUAAUAAUUUUAAUUAUUGUUUUAUUACUGGACAUGGGAAGAAUGAAAAUAAUAUUUUAACAGAACAAUCAAAAGGAAUUAUUUAUAAAAAAUUUUUACUUUUCAAAUAUAUAAAUAAUACAAAUUUUAUUGGUUAUUAUGAUAAUUUAUCAAUAGAAAAAGAAAAAUUUGAUCAAGGUGACUCAGGGAAUGGACUUUAUUGCAAGAUAAAUGAUAAAAUAUAUUUAAUUGGUAUUGCAUCUAGUUGUUAUUAUAAAAAUAAUAUUGAAAAUAUUAUUGAUAUAAAUACAUUUACAAUUAUAUUCUCAGAAUCUAUAAAAACAUUUAUUAUUAAUGUGAUUAAAAGAAAAUAUCUAAUAAACGAUAUAAAUAAAUUAAAUAAAAUGUGCCUCGAAAAUAGUAAUUCAAUGUUAAAAGUAUAUAAUAAUUUAUUAUAA